This is a messenger RNA of Sceloporus undulatus (fence lizard), 2036 nucleotides long. RefSeq names its product allantoinase, mitochondrial-like. The record is from RefSeq and is a predicted model, not a curated record. Bases 21 to 1709 code for a protein of 562 amino acids. Gene Ontology annotation, biological process: purine nucleobase catabolic process. NCBI's taxonomy places the organism in Eukaryota, Metazoa, Chordata, Lepidosauria, Squamata, Phrynosomatidae. Gene Ontology annotation, cellular component: cytoplasm. The transcript has 13 exons. Gene Ontology annotation, molecular function: allantoinase activity.
UAUGGGAAAUUUGUUGGGAAAUGUGUUGGGAAAUUUGUCUCCCACUUAUAUCACUGUUUGAGUCAAAACCAGACCAACAACCAUCCAUCCAGCAGUCUGGUUUCUUACGUUGUAACGAUUUUUGUAGAAGUGCAUCAGAAAGCAAGAAGAAACUGAAUCAGAGAGUCAAGGUGGCAGUGAUAAGCAGAAGUUUUGAUCCUCAUCACCAGCCUGAUAUGUCUAGGAAAAGCAGUACCCAGCAAGCAGGGCCAGCCAAACUGGAUGUGGGUUCAGAGGUUAUGUAUGUAAGAAGUAACCGAGUGGUGCUGGAUAACACCAUUGGCCCAGCAGAGAUUGUCAUCUGCAAUGGCAAGAUAGCUGAAGUUCUGCCAAAGAGAAACUGGGCCAGACCCAGUGCGGAGAAGGUAUUCAGGAGUAGCCUAGGGAAAGCAAAGAAUACAUGGCAUCACAUCUUUUUCUGGCAUUCCGAGAUGAUUGAUGUUGGAGACCUUGUGGUCAUGCCAGGAAUCAUAGAUCCUCAUGUACACAUCUGUGAGCCUGGACACCCAUCUUGUGAGGGAUUUGCAUCUGUGACUAAGGCUGCGGCUGCAGGAGGCAUCACCACAAUUGUUGACAUGCCAGGGUUCUGCUGUCCUCCAGCCACAACCUUGUCUGCCCUUGAUUCCAAAUUCCAGUCUGCCAAGGGACAGUGCCAUGUUGAUGUUGCUUUUUGGGGUGCUAUGGUUCCUGGAAAUCAGGUAAAAUAUCCAGAAAUGCAAUUGUACCCACUGUCCCGUGUCUUAUGUGCUGUCAGCAGAGUUUGCAAUGAAAGAGCAGAAUUGGUAACAAAGACCUGGGGCUGCCCAGGUGGGGAAGACAAGGGGACCAAAAAAGAUUUCCACGCAGAACAGGAUCCAAAUCAGUCAAUGCCAGUCCUAGCGGACACUGCAGAGUACAGCACUUUCUUGGACUCACGCCCUGAUACCAUGGAAGUGGAGGCCACUCUCACUAUUGCUGAGCUCUGCCUACUAUAUAAAGUACCAUGCCACAUCAUUAAUCUCUCCUCUGCUCAAGCCUUGCCCAUCAUCAAGGAGGCUCGCCAUAAAGGAGCACCAAUCACAGUAGAAACUACUCACCAUUACCUCAGCUUGAGCUCAGAAUGUAUUCCUUCAGGUGGCACCUACUACAAAUGCUGCCCUCCCAUAAGGGAGAAAAGCAACCAGGAGCAGUUGUGGGCAGCUUUGAAAGCAGGACAAAUAGACAUGGUUGUCUCUGCCCAUGUUCCUUGUUUCCGAGACUUUAAAGAUGAGAACAAUGGAGAUUUCCUCAAGGCUCAAGCAGGGAUUGCUUCAUUACAAUUUGGUCUCCCUCUCUUCUGGACCUCUGCAAAAUACAGAAGGUUCUCCUUCUGUGACCUGGUGCAACUGUUGUGCAAAAAUCCUGCCAUUCUGAGCAGACUGGAAGAUCACAAAGGCUCACUUAGCCCAGGAAUGGAUGCAGACCUGGUGAUCUGGGAUCCAGAAAAGGAAUUUGAGGUGAAGAAAGACAUAAUUCAUCACAAAUGUAAGCUGACCCCAUACUUGGGUUUCAAGCUCUGUGGCAAGGUCUUUGCAACCCUGGUACGUGGCAGGCUUGUUUAUCUGAAUGGAAAAUUUGCACCCAAGGCACAAGGAGAGCUGCUUGUGCCUGAGAGGAAGGUGCCCACAAAAAUCCCCUCACCAUACUAUUAGGGGGAGAUAGAGAACAACAAAUGCAUUAAUCAGAAUAAAGGGCCAUGGACAAAUCUAUCAGGAAGAAUAAGGCAGAACAGCAGAAUGGCUGGAGAGAAGACUGGUGAGAAAGAAUAUUAAAAAGCAACUGCCAACACGUAGCUUGUAAUCACACUGAGUAAGAGGAGGUUCUAAUCCCAUCGGCCAGCAACUAUUGAAUCAUUAAAAUGAAGACAACAGCACCAGAUAACAAUGGAACAGAAGGAGGACACAUGAAAAAACUAACUAAUGAAAAAAUUCACCAUGUUUUGCUUUCUAGCAAGAUGAUAAUAAAGAUGACAACCAUCA